Molecule: messenger RNA, 1203 nt
Organism: Eubalaena glacialis (North Atlantic right whale)
Lineage: Eukaryota; Metazoa; Chordata; Mammalia; Artiodactyla; Balaenidae
Product: signal-regulatory protein beta-1-like
Biological process (GO): positive regulation of phagocytosis; positive regulation of T cell activation
Cellular component (GO): plasma membrane
Source: RefSeq, a predicted model, not a curated record
AUGCCCAUCCCUACCUCCUGGUUUUACCCUCCUCUUCCUUGCCUGCUGCUGACUCUACUGCUGGGACUCACAGGUGAGCAUUCCUUGGGAGUGGCAGGUGAGGAGAAGCUACAGUUGAUUCAGCCUGAGAGGUCAGUGUCAGCUGUGGCUGGAGAGACAGCCACUCUGCACUGUACCUUAACCUUCCUCUUCCCCCAUGGGGCCUAUCAAGUGGUUCAGGGGAGCAGGCCAGGCCAGGAGUUAAUCUACAACCACAAAGAAGGCCACUUCCCCCGAGUAACACAUGUUUCAGACACCACAAGGAGAAACAACAGGGACUUUUCAAUCCACAUCAGUAAUAUCACCCCAGCAGACACUGGUGUCUACUACUGUGUCAAGUUCUGGAGAUGGAGCCUUGGCGAUGUGGAGUAUAAGUCUGGGCCAGGCACUCAGCUCACUGUGAGUGCCAAGCCCCCUCCUCCCGUGGCAUCAGGCCCCGUGGUGAGGGUCACACCUGAGCAGACAGUGAGCGUCACCUGCAAGUCCCACGGCUUCUCCUCCAGAAACAUCUCCCUGAAAUGGUUCAAAAAUAGCAACGAGCUCUCAGCCUCCCAGACCAACGUAGACCCAGAGGGAGGCAACAUUUCUUAUAGCAUCUCCAGCACAACCAAGGUGCUGCUGGCCCCGGAGGAUGUUUGCUCCCAUGUCAUCUGCGAGGUGGCCCACGUCACCCUGCAAGGGGGCCCUCCUCUCCGUGGGACUGCCAACUUAUCUGAGACCAUCCAAGUUCCACCCACCUUGGAGGUUACCCAACACCCCAUGGCAGGGAACCAGGUGAACGUCACCUGCCAGGUGAACAAGUUCUACCCCCAGGGCCUACAGCUGACCUGGUUGGAGAAUGGAAAUGUGUCCCGAAUAGACAUGACCUCAACCCUCAUAGAGAACAAGGACGGGACCUUUAACUGGACAAGCUGGCUCCUGGUGAACUCAUCUGCCCACAGGGAGGCUGUGCUGCUCACCUGCCAGGUGGAGCAUGACGGACAGCCAGCGGUCACCAAAAACCAUACCCUGGAGGCCUCUGCUCACCAUAAGGACCAGGACACAUGUAGAACACCUGGCCCAGAGCUGUCUUCUCCUCUCCUGGUAGUUCUCCUCCUAGGCCCCAAGGUGCUGCUGGUGGUCAGUGCCUCUGUCAUCUUUGUCCACAGGAAGCAUUGGGCCUGA